Molecule: messenger RNA, 7334 nt
Organism: Pecten maximus
Lineage: Eukaryota; Metazoa; Mollusca; Bivalvia; Pectinida; Pectinidae
Product: filamin-A-like
Biological process (GO): actin cytoskeleton organization
Molecular function (GO): actin filament binding
Source: RefSeq, a predicted model, not a curated record
CCGCAGUACAAAAGUAAACCUUUACGUUACAACAUCGGAUAAAUUUCGCUUACUGAUCACGAACUCAUGUGUUCUGUAGUAGAGGUGUUUCCAUGUCGUUAAACUCGUCAACCGUGCAAUCCUAUAGACUGUGUGUAUCUACACAGCGAAUGUCUGCGGGCCGAGGACUGAACCUCCGGUUUACAUAUUAAUGUAGAUCUUACUGGGAAUUUUAAUUCGGGAUGUGUUUAAAAUAUGAUGUGUAAGCUGCUCCUGGUCUUUAAUCUGUAGUACAGCUGUUUGUUUGAAACCUUUUUAACCCUCGAACUUGUAUUGAUUUUGUCGGGAGCAUGUCUUUAAUUAACGGGUCCCACGGCCCACUUGCCCCUACGGACAACGUCCAAUGGAUGCAAAUUCAGAAGGAUACAUUUACAAAUUGGGUGAAUGAGCAGUUAAAGUCUAAAGGAUCGGAAGUACGUGACCUGAGGACGGAUUUUGCAGAUGGUGUCAAACUUGUUGCUCUUGUGGAAGCUCUUAAACGACAAAAAUUACCAGGGACCGUCUCAAAACCGUCAAAUCAGUACGAAAAACUCCAAAAUAUCACCGUGGCUCUGGAAGGUAUCGCAGCCGAUAACGUGCGCAUCAUCAAUAUAGAUAGUAAGGAGAUUCUCGAAGGUAACCACAAACUUAUUCUAGCCCUGAUAUGGCAGCUAAUUAUUCGGUACCAAAUCGGAUUAUCGAACAUUCAACACCGGAACUGGAUGCUGGCAUGGCUUCAAGCAGUUCUACCAGAAUGCAAUAUUACAAAUUUUACUUCCGACUGGACCGACGGGACUGCCCUCUUUGCCCUGUUGGACUUUUGUGUGUCUGGAUUAUGCUCUACCUGGAGGUCAUGUGACAAGUCAGACAGGGAAAACAACUGCAGAAAGGCAAUGAAGUUAGCCAGACAGCAGUUUGGAAUACCUCUAAUUCUUCGUCCGGAGUAUAUGGCGAGUCCCGAGCUGGAUGAGAUGUCGGCCAUAACAUACCUGUCGUACUUUAUGAAGGUCGGGGCCCCGGGGUACAACGCCUGUCUACAGAGACUUCAGCCUCUUGUACGCAACACAACCGUCUUUAACUUUACCACGGACUGGAAUGAUGGCCGUGUUUUAUGUGAACUUGUCACCAAUCUAGGAGCAGUCAUUCCCAGCUGGCCCGAGGGUAACGCAUCUAACAUAGACCUGCUUCAACAAGGUAUAAACGGUGGAAAGCGUCUAAAUGUCGAUCCGGUGGUUCCGGCCGCCGAUAUGGCGGAGGAAGAGACGGAACACCUCGGCAUCAUGGCUUAUGCUGCAAGAUUUCUCCAUCUGAACCCUGUUGCCGAGAAACUUUUCAGUGACGCCGUUCAACAGCGACAGCAGGUGGUUGUUCUGGAGAAGCGUCCCUCUUUACGACAAAUGUAUCCCAUACCCCUUCCUCCCGUACCGUCUGGCGACCGGAACUCCAUUCGUGUAGUUAACAAGGAGACUACCACCAAAGUGGUGUACUCCCGAGAUUUGGAGCCGACCAUCCGGACAUACACCGUCAAUCCGGAAUCCGAACGUAAAGUGUAUACCAUUGACCCACAACCUGUCAAGGCCCUGUACGCCAAUCCUAAACAGACAGUCACUGUCCGUCACCAUCGACAACGAGACGCAGACCCGUCCUACUACGUAAUGUCUCCAAAACAACACCAGAUGAAUACAAGUGAUGAGCGCAGGAUUUAUAGUCUGAUGAAUGCCACAGCCGGCGACAAACCUGAGAAGACUUUCAACUUUGUCCGGCGACCAUCACUUCGUGCCGCCACCAAAAGUGAGAUUCUAGCCGACCACGGCGUCAAAAUUGAGACGUUUUCGGUCGGUGUCAUCAUUACAGAGAAGUACCACGAUAUAAUCAGCAAGGACGAGGUGCGCGUGGAGGCGCUGUCCCCCACAGGGCGGGUCAUCAGGAUGACAGGAGAUGGGUGUUACCAUGCCGACUUCUCCGCUGAUGAGAUCGGUGAAUGGUACAUCAAGGUGUUUAUAAACGACAGACAGGUCAACUCUUGUCCCAUGGACGUCAGUGACCCCUCACAGGUCAAGGUCAACGGUAUCAAACAGGGCAUUGUUGGUAGACCACAGACGUUUAAAGUGGACUGCCGGAGAGCUGGGUCCGGAGAAGUGGAGGUUCAGAUUAACCACAAGCGCGGAAAUGUGCCCUGUUACAUCAGCAGGACCGACCCGAACGUGUUCCAGGCCAAGUACACCCCCUUAUAUCCGGGUAUCCACAGGAUGAGGGUCAGCUUUAACUCCGCGGAUAUUCGGGAAGCUGACUUCAUUAUCGGGGAGGGAAGUGACGGUAUGCACAGACGGGCUGUAUUCGAGACCGAUAUCACUGAUGAUGAAGAUGGAAUGACAAAGACAGUGAGGACCGCAUGUGAUUGGCAGAUCGACUAUGUGACGGGAGGGCCGAUCGAGGUGAACAUGGCGGAGACUUGUGACGUCAAGGUGUACAGUAUGAAGGACGGCACAGUGUGUGCGUCUCCACACCUGAUAGUGGAUUGUACGGAUUCUCCAAAUGGACGGCUCGAAGCAGACGUUCUACAUAAUGGCUUCAGAUUUCCGGCGGAAAUCAAAGAGGAGAAGCCGGAUGUGUAUCGGAUAAUGUUCCGACCACGUGGUCCGGGGCUGUAUAAAGUUUUCGUCGUCUAUGACGGUGUCAAUGUCAAGGGAUCACCAUUUAUACAGGAGAUCGAUGAAUUGACGUCACCCAAAGCUACAGGCGAAGGACUGGUCAAGGGAGUGACAGAUUCUCCAGCCAAGUUCAAUGUAGACGCCCGAGGAUUCUCGGGCGACUUAUCUGUGAUCAUAACAGGACCUAACCAUGCUGUACAGUGUACGACUACACCAGAGGAGGACGGAACACACACUGUAGUGUACUACCCUACUGACGUGGGACUCCACCGGAUAAACAUACGGCUGGACAACAAGGACAUCGACAACAGUCCGUUCAAGCCGAGGAUUGUGUGUCCGUCACGAGUACGAGUAUCGGGAGGAUGGCGCCCUCUUGUGGACGACAGAGAACGGAUACCUUUAGUCGUCAACAAGGAGAAGCAAAUACCCUUUGAUGCCAGUGAAGCUGGUCCAGGAGAGUUAACAGCAGAUGUACACGGUCCAAGCUCAAAGGUGCCUAAUGCAGUAGAUUCAAGAGGAUCGGGGAAACAUAUACUUGUCUUUACUCCCAAGGAGGAAGGUAAACAUUAUAUAGAUGUCCGAUGGAGUGGCCACGCCCUGCCUAACACUCCCUACCUAGGGUUCGCCACGCGCCAGCCAGAGGGCGUCACCGAAGAACAACCUUCAUUCCAGUCCAUCAUUUUACUAAAAAAUCCAGAUGGGUCUAGUGACAGUGAUACUUCCGACGACAAUGAUCCUCGUAAGAAGAAGAGGCGUGCCGUCCGUAAAAUACCCAGCUACACUAGUUCCGACUCAAAUCGCAGACCUCCUAGAAUAACAGUUUUACGUCACAGAUCUGACGUAGGCUACCCACCAAACCCACGACUUCAUGUCCUCAAACACCAACCCAGCCUACGGUCCAGUACCACGGUAACUGAUGACGAAUCCGGAGUAGGGGGUCCCCGGAUAUCCGCUGUGUACGUCCCCACUAGUCCUAGCCUGAGUUCCCGCUCCUCUCGCCCUCCUUCCUACAAAGUUGACGAAACUCACCAGAAUGGCCCAAAGAUUCCGUAUGUGGCCCCCAAAGUAGUACUCACUGGCCCCGGUCUGAAGGAAGCCUGGGUGGGAAAACCAACAGUGUUCUAUAUAGACGGCACUGAUGCACCGGAAGGAACCCCGGAUGUGCACCUUGGCAGUGUCAACCAUGAAAUAUAUGUUGAUGCCACUCCGACAGGUCCCAAGUACUACACGUGUUUUUAUACACCCAAGGAACCUGGUGCCUAUCUUCUGAACAUUAGUUGGAAUAAACACCCUCUGAGAUGCUGCCCGUUGAAAUUGAACGUUCACAAGUUGCCCGAACACAGACCACCAAGUAUCCGAACCAGUGUGACUGACAAUGAUAACGUAAACAGGAGUCCACCACAGAUAGACCCGAUAAAUAUCCGAGAGGGAGUCGUGGGUAGGCCCAUCGUCGUCAGUAUUGAUACCACCAAACUGGAGCCGGAGACUCGUGAGUUGAGAGUGAACUGUACUGGACCUAAUGGUGAGAUAGUACCGGUUGUAUCGACACCACAGAGUGACGGGACUCUUAAUGUACAGCUCCGACCUGUCGGACCGGGCAGGCAUAUACUCAACGUCCGUCUCAACGACAAACACAUAUUCGCUAGCCCGUAUGCUAUAGACGUCCGCCUCAACCCUAACAUAGGUACAGUAGACGUCUACGGGCCGGGGAUCUCCAACGGAAUCCUGCCGCAAUUCGAGGGCCAGUUCUGGGUUGACGCUACUAAUGCUGGGGCAGGCGAGAUACAUGUCAGCAUCAUGGGACCAAAGGGUGCCUUCCGGGUGGAGAUGAUGCGCUCAAGCCAGAAGACAAAAGUGUUCCACUGCCGGUACAACCCUAUUGAACCUGGCGUGUACAACGUCAAUGUGUUUUGGUCAGGCAAACACAUCAAGGACAGCCCCUACACCGUACUACUGGGCGUGUCGGAGGCCGACCUGGACCGUAUGGUUCUGGAACAGAGAGCCUCCCUGCUUCCGGGCCCGCCAUCACACCGAGGGUCUUACAAAUACAUCCCUGCUUCGGACGAGUCGGGUAUCAUAUAUUGACCUGAAAACUUUGCAUAAAGUUCAAAUUACCGAUUAGAAUAAAAUGUAUUGUCGGUUAUCUCCGGAAAAUGUUAGAAUGUACAUCGUCUUGAAUGUUGCAUAAACCGAAUAUUUGAUAUUUUACAUGCUACACAUGAGACACAAUUACAUGUAUAUAGAAUAUAGUUUAUGUUAUGUGUACCAAGUCUGCCACGAUGGCAGGCCUAGGUUGUAAAACAGCAUACCAUGUGGAUCACAUGUGUAUCAUUAACCUGAAUGUAGCAUUUUAGCUGUCAUAUGGAAUAAAGUAAAUAGUGUGCCUUACAAGAAGAACCAGACAAUACAUAGAGAUGUCAUUGAAUGAUUGAAAGCGAUACGAGAACUGGCAGUGUUAAUAUCAAUUAAAUUAAAUUAGCAGUUUUUAGGGGAUAGAGGGAUGGGUUUUAGCAGACUCUCUUGGGUUUUUAACAAAAUCUGUAGACAACUUCGAUAAUACCAUUCUUUAGAAGAAUUUCCUGUGAUUUUGUACAUUAGAGAAAUGUCCUUCCAGUGAGUGUAAUACUGUAAGUCAUAACAAAUGUAGACAAUACUUAUAUAUUUAGAUAAUCUCUUAAUUACUACGUAACGCUGUCACGCGAUGUCUGGAACACCUAAUACAUUUUUCUUGCAAAAUAUAUAAUCUGUUAUACAGUGUAACAAAGUCAAUUUAAUUACAGUCGGAUAUAUGCGAAGAUAUCGAGAGGGUACAUGACACUGGCUAAAACAAAUCAAAUUACACAAUGAAUUAGGCUUGUCUAUAUAUGCGUGUCGCAGAAUAUAGAUACUUUCCAAUAAUAUUAAAGGAAUUGAAAGGACAGAAGUCUUAGUGGUAAAACUUUGUGUUGAGAAUAUCUCGUAGAACCACUCAUUUUCCACAGUUCUGUUUUUUUAGAUAUUGUUUUCGGGGUUAUUUUAUUAACAUUAAUGUACAUGACGUAGCAUUUAUCCUAAAUAUCGGAACAGUUGUAGUCAGUAGAAUAUUUUCUCUGAUAAUAGUAAAAUAUCACCAAGGCUAUGCAUAUAUGUUGUAAAGCAUAAGUAAAGCAUCACUAAAGCUCUCAUAACCUCUCGUUAAGUAUACUUCAUUGAUAUAUAUAUCAUGUAGUUGUAACACAGUAUAUUGUAUUUAGAUAUAUGAUGCCAAUUGACGUUCAUGACCAUAGAACAAAACAUAAAUGCAUGAUUAUAUAUAUACGGCCAGUUUAGAUAUUUUGUGUAUAUCUAAUUAUAUGGCAUUUUACUUAUUCUUGAUCCAUUGGUAUAGACGUAACUAUAAAACAGGAGAGAAAUCGAAAUGAUUUCAUAUAAGACUUUGUAUCGUACGGGUUCCGGGUUACUUAUAUAUUAUAUCUGAGUCCUGGCCUUGAUUUCCAGGAGAGAGUGAAUCCGUCAUGGACAAGAAAAUAUGUUAGAUACUUUUUUUUCCGGUUCACACCUAUUUUUAUGUUACGUAGGUUGAGUAUACUAAAUUAAUUCAUCUAUUCUUUAUAAUAUUCACCGCUUUAUCAUUAUCAAUUUUAAUGAGAAUUAUCAUUAUUUGGGUAGCAAAACGUAUUACGUGUCUGAAACCUAUGUAGAAUGUAUUUCUUUAAAAACAACAGCAAAUAAUACAAUAUAUUUGAAUUAUUAGAUAUAAAUAUGUAUAGAUCUAGAAUAAGCUAUUUACAGCAAUGUAUCCACGUGCGCAUUCAACAUUUAAAAAGCCUUCAAAAACUGUUGUACAUUAAGUAUAAUAUCAUUGUGAUUCCAUUGUCAGUUUAUUGUAUUGUAUUAUUAUACGUAUCGGUAAUAUAAGUUGUAUAUCGGAGAGACGUGAAUACAGUGAACCUAUGAUUAACGAAAUGAUUAUCAAUUAUCAAAAUAAUACAGUGAAAGCAAGCUUUGUGUACCAUCACAAAUCACAUUUUAUUUUACAUAAACAUAUUUCUUUUGGUAAUAAUUAUACUUUUAUUUAUACAUACCACGCAUUCUCUUGCCAAUUUAUCUCCCAUACGCAUUUCACUAAAUAUACAUUAUUGUAUAUCAAUCAGAAUACCUUCGUACUUCACAAAGGAUUUCUCUCCUAUUGCAAAAAGAGAGAAGGAUAGAACGUUCCCAUCACCUGUUUUUUUUAAACGUGUCAAUAUAAUUAUACUGGUGAUAUCCGCCCAGGCUUUAUUUCGAGAACUAUUUGUCGAAUGUAACAUUCGCCUUAUUGCUAUGUUGAUGUUAACAGCUGCCUUCUGUGAUACUGUGUAACAGCUUUCAAGGUAAACUUUAGCCCAACAUUUAUUUUUGAUUUCUUGUCAGGGUGGUAAAAUAGGUUUUAGUUGCAAUGUAAACAGGUGAACCAAACAUUUUAAGGACAAAAUACGUGCCUACCCCCUGUUAUUAUAGAAGUAUGUUGUAAUAUGGAUGAUAGCCUUUAUAUCAUCUUGGACCAUUAGUGUCUAUCGAUGAUCCAGUGUCCAUUGUUAUCGAUAUAUUUCACCAGCGUGUGAGAUACCAAUUGACAUGAUAUAAGCUUGUAUAUGAUUACAUAUGCUUUUGCUGAAUAAAUCUGUUGUUUAUGAAGAAGCAACA